UCCAUCCCUCAUUUGGCUCAUCCUCCACGAGUCGUCUACGUGGCGCACUAGUCUAAAAAGCCUUUCGUUUAUUAGUAUCUGAUUGGACAAAUCUAGGGUUUUUGUUUGAGUCAAAUUCUUCCCUCUUUUUAUCAAUCAUUCAAGAUGGACGGAAGUCAACCCUACAACCCUCGCACUAUUGAAGAGGUUUUCAGAGAUUUCAAGAGUCGAAGAGCUGGAAUCAUUAAAGCUCUUACUACUGAUGUUGAAGAGUUUUAUCAGCGUUGCGACCCUGAAAAGGAAAACCUAUGCCUGUAUGGACUUCCUAACGAGCAGUGGGAAGUCACUUUGCCUGCCGAAGAAGUACCUCCAGAGCUUCCGGAACCCGCAUUGGGAAUCAACUUCGCUAGAGACGGCAUGCCCGAGAAGGAUUGGUUAGCUUUAGUUGCGGUUCAUGGUGACGCGUGGCUUAUGGCUGUUGCCUUCUAUUUCGGGGCCAGAUUUGGUUUCGACAAAGCUGAUAGGAAACGUCUUUUUAACAUGAUAAAUGAUCUGCCAACAAUUUUCGAAGUUGUGUCAGGGGUGGCUAAGAAGCAAGUGAAGGAUAAGUCAACUGUUUCAAACAGCAGCAGCAAGUCAAAGUCAAACUCUAAGGCAAAAGGGUCUGAACCGCAAUCCAAAUAUCCAAAAGCUUCAACACCAAAAGAUGACGACGAAGAGGGUUUGGAUGAAGAAGACGAGGAAGAACAUGGGGACACAUUAUGCGGUUCAUGUGGCGAGAAUUAUGCAUCUGAUGAGUUCUGGAUCUGCUGCGAUAUUUGUGAGAGGUGGUUCCAUGGAUCAUGUGUCAAGAUAACACCAGCAAGAGCCGAACAUAUCAAGCAGUACAAAUGUCCGGCGUGUACCAACAAAAGAGCACGCCCUUAAAUGUAACGCAUCAUCGGUACACGCCAAGGAAGGAAGAAUGCUGUAAUGUGGUUCGGUUUGAUUUAACUAAUCGUUAGUUGUUUAUGCAAAACAAAAGGAAGUUAAACCCCUCCUGAAGUCGGUUUGUAGGGUUUAAAUGUGCAUUUCUUUUAAAAUAGUGUGACAGGUUCUUGUUUUUAGUUUUUAAGUAGAACCUUUUCUUUGUUAUAUUCGAAGAUUGGAUUUUACAUUUUUA
This is a messenger RNA of Helianthus annuus (common sunflower), 1141 nucleotides long. RefSeq names its product PHD finger protein ALFIN-LIKE 4. The transcript is spliced from 6 exons. Gene Ontology annotation, cellular component: nucleus. NCBI's taxonomy places the organism in Eukaryota, Viridiplantae, Streptophyta, Magnoliopsida, Asterales, Asteraceae. The record is from RefSeq and is a predicted model, not a curated record. Gene Ontology annotation, biological process: regulation of DNA-templated transcription. Bases 145 to 906 code for a protein of 253 amino acids. Gene Ontology annotation, molecular function: transcription coregulator activity; histone binding; transcription cis-regulatory region binding.